This is a messenger RNA of Penicillium oxalicum, 1074 nucleotides long. Its product is annotated as DUF3716 domain-containing protein. The transcript has 2 exons. NCBI's taxonomy places the organism in Eukaryota, Fungi, Ascomycota, Eurotiomycetes, Eurotiales, Aspergillaceae. The coding region runs from base 1 to 1074 and encodes 357 amino acids. The record is from RefSeq and is a predicted model, not a curated record.
AUGACUUCGAACGAUCGAGAUGAGAAGCCAGAGAGUCCUCAGGCUGUGGAGGGAUCAAAUAUUCAAUCUCAAGAGCGAUCCGAGUCGCAGGCUAUGACUGAGACCGACUCUCUUCUUUUGGCUCAGGCUGAGUUUCCCAUCGCCUCCAUCGACGAUCUGGAUCUUUCUCCAGAGCUUCUCGCUGAAAUUGACGCUAUCCUUAUGCAGGGUCCGGGCUCUGCUCUUAAUGCUGCUCCUACUGCGGUCCCGACUCUUGCUAUUGAUCCUGCUCUCUCGGCCCCUUUUACUUCUGCUUUUGCGCCUGCUCCUACUAUCACCAAUACUACCUCUGCUGCUACUACCUCUACUGCUGCUCCUGCUCCUCUUCCUGCCCGUGGCCGUGGUCGUGGCCGUGGUCAUAGCCGUACUGGUGCUGCUUCUCAACCUUCUACUUUUACCACUGCCUUUGCUCCUGCUCGUCCACUCAAUUCUGCUACCCUUCCUGCUGCAACACCUCCUCUCAGUCAGACCUUUGCUCCCACUUUCGCUCCAGGGAUUGCUCCUACUUUUGCUUCCACUCUGGCACCCAACUACGCUCCAUUCUUUACUCCUACUCCUCAGCUUCCAUCCCCUCAGCCCAUCUUCGACCCUCCAGAUGUCCCUCCUGGCCCUCGAGUGCAACUCCUCCGUGAGACCCAAUGGACCCUGGGCGUCCCCCCCUGGAGUGAAUUGAUGUGUCUUGUUCCAGUCCGAGAACCCUCCAACAAUCGUGUGAUUGUCAUCCAUGAAGCACGCGACCUCAAAAGCUUCUUGGACAGUCGGAUCCGCAAACGAAUUGCCAUGCAUGCUCAGGCUGUGGGAGUCAGAGUCAACCCAGAGUGUAAGCAAUGCGCCGAGGGCAAGGGCCAGUUUGUGGGCUGUGUGGUUAUCCCCGGCUUGCUCGAGGGCGCUUGUGCAAACUGUGUGUGGGAAAAGUCCCGCGUGCUUGAACAGGAACGCGUGGAAGCGGGUGUCCAGCACGAAAAGAAACGCAAGGCUGGAGGGUGCCAGACUUUCACCAGCGUGUGGAAGUUGCCCAAGAAAUCCAAAUCUUGA